Messenger RNA from Myotis daubentonii (Daubenton's bat), 728 nucleotides. RefSeq names its product transmembrane protein 223 (gene TMEM223). Lineage: Eukaryota; Metazoa; Chordata; Mammalia; Chiroptera; Vespertilionidae. Gene Ontology annotation, biological process: nervous system development. The record is from RefSeq and is a predicted model, not a curated record. Gene Ontology annotation, cellular component: mitochondrion.
AUGAAGAGGCUGGGGCGGGCCCCGCCGGCAGGAAGUCCCGCCCCGGAAGCAGGCGGUGCUUCCAUGGCGGCACCGGCGCGGCGGUGGCUGGUGCCGCUGCUCGUGGCGGCGCGGGGCUUCCCCGCACGCCGAGCCCUGCACGAGUGGGCCCCGGCGCGGGAUGUGCUGCUCUUCGAGCACGAGCGGGGUCGCUUCUUCGCGGUCCUGGGGCUCUUCUGCGCCGGCCAGGGCGUCUUCUGGGCCUCGCUGGCCGGCGCGGCCCUGACCCGACCCCCGGUCCCCGCGCGGCCUCCGGAUGCGGCCACAGACCCCGGCCGUGUGGACGUGCGCUCCGCGCUCUGGCGCUACGGCCUGGCCGUGGGCUGCGGCGCCAUCGGUACCCUGGUCCUGGCCGCUGGACUUCUCUUCUCCCUGCGCUCUGUGCGGUCGGUGAUACUGCAGGCUGGAGGGAAGCGGGUGACCCUCACCACUCAUGCCCCCUUUGGCUUGGGAGCGCAGUUCACUGUUCCCUUGAACCAAGUAUCCUGCAUGGCCCACCGGGGUGAAGUCCCUGCCGUGGUGCCUCUAAAGGUCAAAGGCCGACGCUUCUACUUCCUCUUGGACAAAGCUGGAUAUUUCCCUAACACAAAACUCUUUGACAACACUGUGGGCGCCUACCGUAGCUUGUGAAAAAGCCACCUCGGGACACGCACCCCUCCAGGAGGGGAACAAAAACCACCUUUAUGCCC